This is a messenger RNA of Coniosporium apollinis CBS 100218, 465 nucleotides long. RefSeq lists its product as uncharacterized. The coding region runs from base 1 to 465 and encodes 154 amino acids. The transcript is spliced from 3 exons. The record is from RefSeq and is a predicted model, not a curated record. NCBI's taxonomy places the organism in Eukaryota, Fungi, Ascomycota, Dothideomycetes.
AUGUCAGCCAGCAAGCGAAUUGUCAAGGAGCUCACGGAAGUCACCAGCAAUCCACCAGCUGGAACGAAGGUGCAGCUUGUCGAUGAAUCCGACGUUCACGUGUGGGAGGUGUUGUUGGAUGGCCCAGAGCAAUCAGUCUACGCAGGCGGUCACUUCAAGCUCCUCCUCACGCUUCCCAAAGACUACCCUUUCAAACCGCCAGUCCUGAACUUCCAGACCAAGAUUUACCACCCCAACGUCAGCAACGAUGACAAAGGCUCUAUGUGCCUGGGCAUGCUGCGCAGCGACGAGUGGAAGCCUCCCAACAAGCUUAUGGCGGUCAUCAACAUGGCGCGGAACCUCCUGAUCGAGCCAAACCCGGACGAUGCUGUCGAGACGGCCAUAGCGGAUCAGUACAAGAGCAACCGCCAGGAGUUUGAGAAGACCGCGAGGGACUGGACCAAGAAAUUCGCUGGGAGGAAGUAG